UAGAUUAGAGAACAUUAAAAAUAAAAUUUACUUUAUGAUUUGUAGCCCUUUUAUUAAUUAUUGAUAAAUAAUUUAGCAAAAAUGCUAGAAAGUGUGAAGCAUAUAAUUUUAGUCUUAUCUGGUAAGGGCGGUGUAGGGAAAUCUACUGUCAGCACUCAACUUGCCCUUACAUUGGUUGAAAAAGGGUACAAGGUUGGCAUUCUAGAUGUAGAUUUAUGCGGCCCCAGUAUCCCUUACCUACUACAACUAGAAGGCAACGAUGUCCAUCAAGCUGACGAAGGGUGGGUCCCAGUUUACACAGACCAGACACAAAACCUUGCAGUAAUGUCUAUAGGAUUUCUGCUCAACAACCGAAACAGUGCCGUUGUUUGGCGAGGCCCCAAAAAGACUGCCAUGGUUAAACAAUUUCUUUCUGAUGUCUGCUGGGGCGAAAUUGACUAUUUAAUCAUAGAUACCCCGCCUGGAACAUCAGACGAACACAUAACUGUAAUGGAAAAUUUAAAAGGGGUCAAAUGCGAUGGGGCUGUUAUUGUUACAACCCCUCAAGAAAUGUCUGUGGAAGAUGUUAGGAAGGAGAUUACUUUUUGUAAAAAAACUGGAAUUGCUAUUAUAGGGCUAAUUGAGAAUAUGAGUGGAUUUGUAUGUCCACAUUGUACAGAAUGCACAAACAUUUUCAGUCAAGGGGGUGGCAAAUCGUUAGCUGAUUUGGCAGGAGUAAGUUAUCUUGGUUCGUUACCCAUUGACCCUCGAGUGGGUGAACUAUUGGGCAAAGCUUGUGUGAAAGAAUUACCUGAAUCACCAUCUGCAAAAGCUUUCGGACAGAUUGUAGAUUUGAUAAUAAAAAAUUAAUUUGAUAAUACAAUUUAGCAC
Ceutorhynchus assimilis (cabbage seed weevil) is the source of this 870-nucleotide messenger RNA. The record is from the annotation of a GenBank genome assembly. NCBI's taxonomy places the organism in Eukaryota, Metazoa, Arthropoda, Insecta, Coleoptera, Curculionidae.